Cyprinus carpio (common carp) is the source of this 2704-nucleotide messenger RNA. Its product is annotated as XK-related protein 6-like. The record is from RefSeq and is a predicted model, not a curated record. Gene Ontology annotation, biological process: phosphatidylserine exposure on apoptotic cell surface; apoptotic process involved in development; engulfment of apoptotic cell. NCBI's taxonomy places the organism in Eukaryota, Metazoa, Chordata, Actinopteri, Cypriniformes, Cyprinidae. Gene Ontology annotation, cellular component: plasma membrane.
AUGGCAGCGAAAUCCGACGGUCGGGGGGUCGUCACCGGUUUCGCCCAGCUGCACAACCUGGACGAGACGGUGGGGGGGAGCUGCGAGGACGACCCGCGGCAGAGCAGCUCCUUCCACAUCUGCCACUGCUGCAACACCUCGUCGUGCUACUGGGGCUGCCGGAGCGCCUGUCUGCAUUACCUCUUGGGCAAGGGGAGAGACGUCAGGCGGCCACCUCGCGAGGAGCGCCUGUGGUUGGACUGCCUGUGGACGCUCGCGCUCCUCGUCUUCUUCUGGGACGUGGGCACUGACUUAUGGCUCGCGCUCGACUACUACAUCAAGCAGGACUACCUCUGGUUCGGACUCACACUGUUCUUCGUGCUGGUGCCGUCGGUGCUCGUCCAGAUCUUGAGCUUCAGGUGGUUCGUGCAGGAUUACACGGGGGGCGGUUUGGGCUCCGUGGAGGGUCUCAGCAGCAGCCGGAGGGCCACGACGGGCACGAGCGCAGGGGGGUACGGCAGGGCCAGAUGCUGUCGCGCAUCAGUGUGGGUCUGGCAGACGCUCAUACACAUUCUCCAGAUGGGACAAGUGUGGAGGUACAUCAGAACAAUGUAUCUUGGCAUCCAGAGCCGCAGACAAAAGGAGAACCAGCGACGCUUCUACUGGGCCAUGAUGUUUGAGUAUGCCGAUGUCAACAUGCUCCGUCUACUGGAGGCAUUUCUGGAAAGCGCUCCACAGCUGGUUCUCCAGCUCUGCAUCAUGAUCCAGAAGAACCGGGCCGAAACUCUGCAGUGUGUGUCAGCGGUUGCAUCCCUCCUCUCUCUUUCCUGGGUUCUGGCCUCGUACCACAAGCUUCUGCGUGAUUCCCGUGAUGACCAAAAGAGCAUGAGCUACAGGGGAGCGGUGGUGCAUCUUCUAUGGCGUUUCUUCACCAUUUCUUCUAGGGCGCUAUCUUUCGCCCUCUUUGCCUCAGUUUUCCACAUCUACUUUGGCAUUUUUGUGGUGCUGCACUGGUGUGCCAUGGCCUUCUGGGUAAUCCACGGAGGCACCGACUUCUGUAUGUCCAAGUGGGAGGAGGUGCUAUUCAACAUGGUGGUAGGCGUAGUCUACGUCUUCUGCUGGUUUAACGUCAAGGAGGGAAGGACCCGAUACCGCAUGGUGGUUUAUUAUUUGCUGGUGCUGGUGGAAAAUACCAUCCUUACUGCUCUGUGGUACACCUACAGAGACCCGGUCACUACCGACUCCUACGCUGCAUCCGCCCUCUGUGGCGUCUUCCUGUGCUUUGCCUCAGGAGUGGCCUGCAUGGUCCUCUACUAUGGGGUCCUGCAUCCUAUGGGGCCCCGGAUGAGGGUGCUGGCCAGUUCCUGCUGUGCUGAGCUGCUCUGGGGCCUCCCCUUACCACCUGAGGCCGAGCCCAUGGCACCCACUCCAGGGCAUCGGGGCUCCCAAGCCACCCCGACCAGGGGUAUGGCUUCAGGGGACUACGGCGAGCCGGAGGAGGCUGCCACAGACACUUGUCUACCGGUGUUCCAGGUGAGAUCCACAGAACCCACCGAUGCGGCAGGUCGGCCCAUCCCCCCCGAGGGGCCCCUCAUCAAGAUCGACAUGCCCAGGAAGCGCUACCCAGCCUGGGAUGCUCACUUUGUGGACCGACGUUUGCGGCGAACCAUAAACAUCCUCCAGUACAUCAGCCCCAACGCGGUGGGCAUCAGGUACAGGGAUGGACCCCUCCUCUACGAGCUGCUCCAGUACGAGUCCUCCCUGUGAAGGCAUGCAAUGCUGUUCCUUCUCUACUCUCAUGCCCUCUCUGGUUCUCCACUUCCCUUGGUGCUUUUUUCUUCAGAGUUUUUAUUUAGUUGUACUCUUAAGCUAUAAGAGUGCAUCUAAAAGAGUCUAAACAGAGAAUAUUCAACAUAUAUUUUGACUAACACAGUGUAGAGUUGGAGAACAGAUAGUUCGAAAUACAACAUUCCCUAAUUUGGGUUACUAUGGUGUGAAAGUUUAGCUAAUGUGUAUGUUUGAUGGUGUUUGUGGCCCUGUCGUCUCUGACAUGUGCAUGAUGGGAAUGAUGGAGGAACAUAGUCUUUAGCAUCCUCAUUCUGAUUUUGCUUUUACCAUUUUGUGCCUACAUUUUUCCCAAACAGUUGUGGUGACAACUGAUCUUAAAGAUGGCAAGUGAGUCAAUAUCAGCCAGACACUAAAAAGCACAUUUGAUUGUCAGAAAAAGCACAUGAUGCCCCACUCCUUUUCUCCUGUGAUUAAGGGGGAAGAGACUUGAAAUUGUUGUCAAAUAGCGCCAAAAAGGUACAAUCGCUUUUUUUUUAAGUAAAAUGCAAUGAUGUCAUUGGUGCAAAAUUUUGGUGUUGGCCUACGAUAUAACACUGCCACCACAAUUUUGAUCAUCAAGGUCCUUAAUAUUUAUCUUAACAUGUCUUUUCCUACUGAAUCUCACUAGUGAUGUGAUAUCUACAGCUCUGUAAUCUGAAAGAGCUGAAUAUUUGAUUUAUUUAUUUAUUUAUUUUUACAUAUGGCCCACUAUUUUUUUAACCCAUCUAUAGUAUGUGAAAAUGCACUUUAUGACCAUUAGAUUGAAUGAAUGGGACAUAUUUUCUUACACUACUCUAUUAUUCAAAAGUUUGGGCUUAGUACGAUUUUUUUUUUUUUAGAAAAAAAAGGAUGCAUUCAAUUUAUGAAAACUAACAAUAAACAGUAAAUUUUCUAUUUC